ACUGUGGCAACCCUGCGUGUCAACCAGGGUGCAGAGUAUCCAGCACCAGCUGGCCCAGCUGGACAGCGAGAGCUGGUCGGGCCGAGCCGAGGCCGACCGGGACCGAGAUUUCAUGCAGCUGUUGCGCGAGAAGGAAGCUCUGCUGCACGACAUCAUCAUGAUCAGCAAGCAGCACAAGAAGGCUCACGGCCCCGAUCCGGGUCCCGAUCCCGAUCCUGAUCAGAGUCCCGGUCCUGAUCCUAACCCCAAUCCCGGUCCUGACACGCUGCGUCAUCUGGAGGAGGAACGCUGCCGAUUGGAGGAGGAAGUGCAGCGGGCGCACAGCUCACAGAGUCAGGGAGCCAAUCAGAGGCUCCUGCAGCAGGAGAAGAGGAACGUGUUGCUGCGACAGCUGGAGGAGGCCACGCGCAUCACCACCUACCUUCACUCUCAGCUCAAGAGCCUGUCCGCCAGCUCCCUGACGGUGUCGUCCAGCAGCAGCCGCGGCUCCCUGGCAUCCAGCCGCGGCUCGCUGGCAUCCAGCCGCGGUUCCCUCAGCUCCAUCAGCUUCAGCGACAUCUACGGCGUGCCGCAGUACGAGCGCCACGACGAGCCGACGGACCCCCACCUGCGCUUCGUGCUGCCCUCGGAGGCCACCUCCAGGGACGCCUACACGCCCGAGCCGUCCGCUCCCAGCAAGGCCAAGCGCGCUCACGACACGCCGCAGUCGCUGGCCUCGCUGUCGUCGCGCUCAUCGCUCUCCUCGCUGUCGCCGCCGAGUUCGCCCAUGGAGACGCCCUACCACUCGACGUCUCAGGACAGCCCCCUUUCGCAGAUGACCGAGGAGUACAUGGAGCAGGCGGGGCGCGGGCUGCUGGAGGGUCUGCGCGCCCAGUCGCAGCAGGAGGCGGUCGCCCUGGUCGCCGCGCACGCUGCCGACGCAAAGAACCACAGAGAUGGAGGCUCUCAGGGGGCUUUCAACUCAUCUGGGGUGACUCUGCGCGGCAACAGCGGCAGCAGAAGCAGCAGGAGGACCAGGAGGGUCUCGGCUGGCAUCUCCGAAGACGCUCUGGCCACAGAUAGCGGCGUCUUCGAGGCCUGGGGCAGGAGGGCGGAGGAGCCUGAGGAGAUGUCCUACCUGAAGGAGCAGACGUCGGCCAGCGAGCCAACGCAGAUUCAGCUGGGACUCCUGUGGGAGUCCACCUCCCAGUCUUUGCGUCUUCAUCUGCUCCAGCUCAAGAAUCUGAGCAGGUCUGUCCUGAGGGACGGAUACAAAAUCUUUGUGAAGGUGCACCUGAUUGCGCCGGACGCGGGCCGGGCCUGCGCCUUCUACUGCUGCACGGCUCUGGAGCCGCAGACCCACUUGAGCUUCAACGAAGGCUUCCGCGUUCCCGUGCCUGCCAACGCCCUGGCCGGGUGCGCCCUGCAACUGUCCCUCUGCCUGCUUGGGCCGCAGGCUCAGGAGGAGCUCCUGGGCAUAGCACGGGUGGGCCUGGCCGAGUGCGAAGAGAGUGCCGACAUGAUCUACCACUGGCUGAAGGUCCAAAUGCUCGGCGGGGCGGAGCCUCCCAGACCCGAGCUGAGAGCUGAAGGCCAGCGGCGACAUCACGAUGGGCCCGAGGACGAGCACAGACCGAGAGCCCUGGAGAGCUCGUGCGGCCCGUUGUCCCGGACUGACGCCGACCCGGACCCGCUGCCGAGGCUGCAAGCCGAGUCGGUGGACAGCGGCUGCAGCAACAGCACGCCGUGCGAACGGGCGCUGGCAAAGGCGGCCACACUGAAGGUGGAGAAGGCGACCAUGACAGAGGGACACUUUGCAGAGGCGGUGCGAGUGCGGGGGAAAGAGAGGGGCGGGGCACGCUGGGGACACGCGGCGCCCUUCAUGCGUGGUAGCACCAUCGUACGCUCGCAGACAUUCUCUCCCGGAGCUCGCAGUCAGUACGUCUGCAGGUUGUACCGCAGCGACAGCGACAGUUCCACCCUCCCAAAGAAAUCGCCGUUUGUCCGAAACACGCUGGAGCGGCGGACGCUGCGCUACAAGCAGCAGUCGUACCGUUCCUCGCUGGCCGAGCAGCCCACGCGCACCUCCCUGGACCUGGAGCUGGACCUCCAGGCCUGCAGGACGCGCCAGAGGCAGCUGAGCGAGGAGCUGAGCACCCUCAGGGAGCUCAAGCUCCGUCUGGAGGAGCCGCCGCCGACUCGCCGCCCCGCCAGCCAGGACGGAGAGCUCCCCCACUGGGCCCUGAGGGACGAGCGCUUCCGCUGUCUGCUGAGGGAGGCCCACAGACAGGCGGGUCAGAGCGAGCAGGAGCAGCGUCAGGAGGAAGAAGUUGGGAGGAGGCUCAGGAAGGCGUCCAAAGAACUCCUGCACAUGAGGGGGCAGAGCCACAAGGAACCGCUUCCCGUUCACACCUUCAGAGAGAAGAUGGCUUUUUUCACCAGACCAAGGUUCAACAUGCACGUACCUCCUUUGCCGGCUGACGACGUGUGACCUGCGCGCCCCCGCAUCACAUGACAUGAAGUAUUUGUGCUACUUUCCACACACACACGAGCGCACGCGCGCGCACACACACACACGAAGUCAUGAAGCGUUUGUGUGUCAUGAAGAAACUCUUAUUCCUGCAAGAGUGGUCUUCUGCUUGCCAGACGGGAACAAAAAGUUUGAAAAGAAACAAAUAUUAAAAAAAAA
Messenger RNA from Hippocampus comes (tiger tail seahorse), 2668 nucleotides. It is a transcript of the gene wwc3, whose product is annotated as WWC family member 3. Gene Ontology annotation, biological process: negative regulation of organ growth; regulation of hippo signaling; cell migration. Gene Ontology annotation, cellular component: cytoplasm. The coding region runs from base 113 to 2470 and encodes 785 amino acids. The transcript has 13 exons. Lineage: Eukaryota; Metazoa; Chordata; Actinopteri; Syngnathiformes; Syngnathidae. Gene Ontology annotation, molecular function: molecular adaptor activity; kinase binding. The record is from RefSeq and is a predicted model, not a curated record.